AUGAGGCCAGUCAUAUGCCUUCAGCGAUGCGGGUUGUCGGCAUUGAUGGGGGGGAAGACCGAAGCGACAACUGCUGAUGUUCUUUACUACUUCAUGAUGAACGCCCCUACAGCGUACAAACGGCUGAUGCGGGCAGCCAAAGAAGCAGGAACACAUGGGGGAGAUGCAUUGGCGACGGCAGAGCUUCACCUUGAGGCAUACGGGCGCCAGUUCGAUGCACGGGCAAACAGUGGUAUUAACGGCGUAACUGGGAUAAUGGAGAAGGCUGAUAUCCCAAUCGAGGGACUGGUUUACAACUUCCCGCCCUACAAAGAGGAUAAGAAGGGGAAAAUACGCCCUGUCCGUGGAAACGGUUGGGGUGGGGCCCGAAGGGGUAAAGCCUUCGAGAGCCCAGACGGAGACAAGAGGUUGCCCAAUCAACAGGAGCGGACCCUGAGGGGGUUGCUCCAAGCCUGCAGCCUCAUCCAUGCACGAUUGUUAGCACUAAACGCAGCCAACAGCACGCGGUACUCCAUGCAGCCGGCGUACCAGAUGAAGCCCAAAGGAAUACUCAUCAGGAUGGGCCCCUUAAGGAUACUCCAGUUCCAAUCCCGAGAGGGUGGCCACGUGCUCCAGCCGUCACGGACAUGUCACCGUACAUGGGGAAUUGCCAACCAAUCUGCGCUGAUGCAAGCGGCACGAAAUGGCGGUGCGGGCGUAAACGCAAGUCUCAUCAAGCGUAGGGUUCUCCGACCAUGGCUGAAUAUUGUUUCAACCUUGACCUGCCAUUGA
Molecule: messenger RNA, 771 nt
Organism: Closterium sp. Yama58-4
Lineage: Eukaryota; Viridiplantae; Streptophyta; Zygnematophyceae; Desmidiales; Closteriaceae
Source: the annotation of a GenBank genome assembly